Hydractinia symbiolongicarpus is the source of this 2167-nucleotide messenger RNA. Its product is annotated as G-protein coupled receptor moody-like. NCBI's taxonomy places the organism in Eukaryota, Metazoa, Cnidaria, Hydrozoa, Anthoathecata, Hydractiniidae. Gene Ontology annotation, molecular function: G protein-coupled receptor activity. The record is from RefSeq and is a predicted model, not a curated record. Gene Ontology annotation, cellular component: membrane. Bases 461 to 1660 code for a protein of 399 amino acids. Gene Ontology annotation, biological process: G protein-coupled receptor signaling pathway. The transcript has a single exon.
AAAGAACGUGUCAAAAAUAAACAAACUUGAAAGUUCGCUGUUAGUGAGUUGAUUGAUAUUUUAACGAGCUCUUGGUUAAAUGUUAUAAAGUUUUGCAAAAAACGAUACUCUGUCUGUAACUUCUGUAUGAGCAUUCAUUUUAUAAAGACGUUUCCGCGGGAAAAUAUGUUAUGCUUGGCGUAAGUGAGACAAUUAUUUUGUUGACGAUGUAAUAAACGAGUCAAACUUUCUAUUUAUUUCCAAAAUUGGAUUUCUAAACGCUUUUGUUGAUUUUCAACACACAAAACCAACAUACAAGAAACAUUGUGUUGAUCUUUAAUUCAUGUUGGAAUGUUUUUACGUAAAGGACGGUAUUAGUUUAUCAAGACGUGUUUUGGAUGGAUAUUUUUUUGUAAACAUUACAUAAAAAAAAUAAUAAACUUUCCAGAGGAUAAAAUUAUAAUAUAAAUUGACUAGCAAGAUGGUGUGUAACAGAACAACGGUUUCCGACGUAUUUUCUUACGGUAACGCAACGGUAUCAUUACUACUUGCGAUUAUUAUCGUUUUUGCUAACUUUAGUAUAAUUCUCAUAUUUGUAAAGUUCAAGAAAGUUCGAGACAUGAACAAUACAGCUGUUACGUUAUUAUCAAUUGGUGAUAUGUUACGUGGAACAGUUGUUAUGCUGCCGAAGAUUUACAACCACUUUGCACUUGCAACCAGCUUGGUGGGAGUUUUGUGCUAUCCAACGGCUAUCACAAGCGCUUUUUCGUUUGUUUUCAAUCCCAUGAUCCUUGCAAUGAUAGCUGUUAUCCGUUAUUGCAAAAUCUCGCCCUCAGUGAAUCGCUAUAUUUUGAUCACAGAAAAAAGAUUUAAAACUGCCGUUUGUUCAAUAUUUUUAACGUCUAUCUUUUUUGCCUUUCUACCUAUAAUGGGCGUUGGCGAGUACAAUUACAGCCCAUCACAUGGCGUGUGUUUUACAGAUUGGAGAGAAAGCAACAAACCGUUUCGUAUCAUAUUUUACAUUAUUGUAGUUGGUCUCGCCUUCCCUAUUUUAACAAUUUGCUAUGCUUUGGUGUAUUGGGAACUACGAAAGCACACAAUUAAUAUCCUGUCAAAUUACAAAACACGUGGUAGUCAAAGCGAAGACUCCUCAACAGCCAUAGACACGCCCAAGAAAGUUGCAUCAACAUUCAAAAAAACGGAAGCUGGCGGGAUUCAAAACACACCAACAAUAUCAGUCCAAGGCGAGCAAGUCGAAUACUCAAAAGAAAAUGACAACGGGUCUGUUUUUAUAACUGAUCGAGAAAUUUCAGUGGAUGGAAAUUCGGACAUGCCGAAUACAAUGGGCGAUACAUACGACGAUAACAGAAUGAAUAGACAAAUGCAUACAGUGGCUAAAAAGUUAUCCAAACAGGAAUACCAAGUCACAAAAUUAAUGAUAAUGAUUUUCAUAGCAUAUUGCGUAUGUUGGAUCCCUGCUGCUGUUGUUAAUAUUAUGGCCUUCGCAACGGGAGGUCAAACAAAUCUUUGUCCAGAAGUGUACUAUAUUAUUGUCACACUGGUGGAGGUAAAAAGUGCCCUUAAUCCGUUAAUUUACGGGCUUGGUAAUCGGAAAUAUCGGCGUGCUUUUAAAAAGUUAGUAAAAACUUAUUUAUACCUGCCACCUUGCUGGAAUCAAUGAAUUAAUUCUAAUAAACGCAUUUCAACUGAUGUUUUUCUUAAUUGCACAAAGUAGUUGAACUAUAUGAGUUACUACUGGUUUUUCUUUUUGUUCAUUUUCAACCACACGUCUUUCUUCAUAUUAAUAGUUGAGAAGGUGAGAAAUGUUAAAAAAAAGAAGAUAGGUGGGUAAAAUUUCCCGAAAUUUGGUGCGCUCCCCCUACAGUUAGGUUAAGAAUAGUGUACUUUUAUCACUUGUCUGCCUGGCUUGUUGCUAUACCUAUUUUUCAAAUUUGAACCUUUAUUAAGUCUGAGUUGUGUUUCUUCUUUUUUUAAAAAGAAUUUGAGACACACACCAAAAAAUAUAUUGAUAAUCUGCAACUAUCGACAAACAUAUAGUUUUCAAAUUUUUUUUACCAUUGCAUUUUACUUUUAAUAUAAUUAUUUAGUAUCAGGACCUAUUGAAAAUUUAAUUUUUAUAUUGUAUAUAUUCUUCAUUGUGUAAAAUAUGAAUAAAAGAAUCAAACUG